This is a messenger RNA of Cyprinodon tularosa, 1931 nucleotides long. It is a transcript of the gene atp1b4, whose product is annotated as ATPase Na+/K+ transporting subunit beta 4. Gene Ontology annotation, biological process: sodium ion transport; regulation of DNA-templated transcription; potassium ion transport. The transcript is spliced from 9 exons. Gene Ontology annotation, cellular component: sodium:potassium-exchanging ATPase complex; nuclear inner membrane. NCBI's taxonomy places the organism in Eukaryota, Metazoa, Chordata, Actinopteri, Cyprinodontiformes, Cyprinodontidae. Bases 191 to 1204 code for a protein of 337 amino acids. The record is from RefSeq and is a predicted model, not a curated record.
UGCAGCCUUCAUUCACUAUGAUGCGCGCCUAGUUGAAGGACCCUCUCCGCACCGGUCCCCCCUCUGCAUGCCCAAAACUUUCUAAUGAAAUCCCCGCACAUUUUUUGACGAAUAUUGUUACUCUUUAGCGAUCAAGGAGGCUUCCCGAUUAAUUUAUCAACAAUUUUUAUUGAGAAGAAAACUUCAGAAUAUGGAGCCCAGUGCCACAGAAGGGGGAACUGAGAAGCUUGUUAAAACUCCUCCGCCCAAGGUUAUACUCAAACAUGGCGUGGAGCUGGAGGAAGAACAGGAGGAGCUGGCUGAGCAUCAGCCCCUGGAGCAGGAGGACCUGAACUUCGAAAGGUGGAAGCGCAGGCCAGUUCCCAAGAGGACACUCCACCAGAAGAUAGCCGACCUUAAGAAGUACCUGUGGAAUGCAGAGACCAACGAAUUCAUGGGUCGCUCUGGCAAGAGCUGGAGCCUCAUCCUGCUGUUCUACGCUGCACUUUACACAUUUCUGGCAGCCAUGUUUGGCGGCUGUUUGUUUUGCCUCAUGUGGUCCAUCAGUCCCUACCAUCCUACCUUCAAUGACAGAGUGAUGCCACCAGGUCUAACAAUGGCCCCACACCUAGAGGGCCACGACAUCGCUUUUAACGCAUCUGACCGCAAAUCCUGGAAGAAGUAUGCCCGGUCUAUGGAGGAAUACCUAAGACCUUAUAAUGAUGGUGCUCAGGAUAAGAAGAAUAUCCAUUGCACGCGUGAGUCAUACUUCUUGCAGGAUGAUCUGGAGGAGAGCGCAGAGCGGAAAGCGUGUCAGUUCAAGCGGUCCUGGUUGGGGGAGUGUUCGGGGCUGAAGGACCCCCACUAUGGCUACUCUCAGGGAAGGCCAUGCGUCCUGCUUCGGAUGAACCGGAUUCUUGGGUACCUACCUGGCCAGGGUAAACCAAUAAACGUCACUUGUGGGGUUAAGAAAGGACCUCCAGAAGCUUUAGGAGAAAUUCAGUUUUUCCCUAAAAGCAUAUUUGACAUGAAGUACUACCCUUACUACGGGAAGCUCAGACAUGUGAACUACUCUGCGCCUGUGGUAGCUGUACGUUUCGCCGGAGUGCAGCAGGACGCUCACAUCCACGUUCAAUGCAAAUUGAACGGAAAGGGAAUCAUUAACGAUUCACCCACUGACCGCUACCUGGGCAGCGUGACCUUUACCCUGGAGGUCGGAGCGUAAGGCAAAGACAUUGCUGCUGUGAUGGAGGCAGGAGAACAUGUACAAGAGAAGAAAUAUUUGAAGCCUUUAUUUUUUUUUUCUUGAAUUAUUUCCCUCCCCUCUCCUUGCUCUUAAAUACCCACAUCUUCUGCUGUGAGACAAAUAAGGAACUAGAUUUAUAAAUUUUUAUUUGCAUCUGUUGUUUCUUGAACCUUAAGCAGGGAGUCGGCACCCACAGCGACAGUGCUGAGCACCGAACAGCUGCAUAGUGGGAAUUACAAUUCAGUUCCUCAUAAUUUAUGAUGAUUAGCUCAAUUAAUCCAAACUAAAUUCAACCCUGCCCAAUUAGUUAACUUCUCUGGCUAUGCAAAUCCAUUUCUGACUUAAAGCAGCCAUCUAUAGGAAUUUAGAAAAGUCAGCAUGUUUAGAUGUUUUACAUGUUUUUUUUCUUGCACAGUAUUCUAAUGGUGAUAAGGUACUAAUUUGUUUUGAAUUACACUGUUCAAUUAAGUUGUAAGAAUUCAAAGAACUAUCAUGCAAAGUGCUGAAAAGACUUGUGUUGUACUUAUACAGAAAAAAAAUGACAUAAUAAAUGCAAAUACGUGAUUACUUUAUUUUUUUUGUUGUUGAAUAGGGCAGUAUUUUAAAUUUACUAUGUGUAUGUUUCUUUUAUUUUGAAAACGUAAAACAGCAUACCAGACGGAUCAGCGAAGCAUUGAUUAUGAUGUGUAAUAAAUCUUCAAAGGUC